GACGAAACGUGCUGUGAUUGGUGGAUUUGGCGCGGUGAAAGCGGUCGGUGUUGUUUGGCGCCAUUUGCGGGAAAAGGAACAAGUUUAGUUUUGUAUUUUAACGUAAACCAUUUACUGUAAAAUACAAAACUAAAUUUAUUUUGCAGUUAUUUUUCCAGACGAGUGUUUUCACUUCAGUGAGCGUUUGUGUGCGGUUAUUUACACGCGUGUCAUGUGUAUUUCGGUAACUCUGUAGCAUGUAAGUCAUUGUUAUUGAGGGGUAGUUAGCUAGUCAGAGCUAGUCUGUUUAUUUGUUUGUUUUCAUUAUAUUUAUUAGUUAUUACACACUGGUUUGCUGAUAUGGGUUUGUGUUAGCUUCACCUACACUUUCGGAGACGUGGACAAUGCAUUAUCCUGGCUUUUAUAUUAAGGAAAAACCCUGAUCUAUAAUUUGGAAAUACUGCAGAAAUGGCUGGAGUUGUUGCUAUGGCAACAGUUAUUGAGGAUUUUGAGGCUACCCAGCCAUGCAAGAAGUUGAGAAAAGAUGAUGAACCACCAGCACCACCACCAGCAAAGACCAUCACGAACUACUUCUUGCCUUUACCCAAGCCUGUGGACAAACCUUUCUCCCCGCCUCGAUCAAACAGCAUCAUAGACUACUUUCGGAAAACAGCACCCGCUCAGGAAAAGACUACCUCUUCACAAAAGUGCAGUCCGCUUCAAUCCAAAGAGCUUCCGUCGUCUACCUGUGAGGAAGUCUGUCCUAAGACGAGUAAAGCACCGAGGCAAAAACGGACCAGGAAAGCCAAGGAAAAGCAAAACAAGUUACCGGAGGAGGAACAGGACGCGCUCACUGAUGAUUGUGUAGUAGAAAGCCUGGAUGAAUCAAUAAUAAAGGAAGGAGGCAGUGUGUCUUUGCUUGGCAGUGAUACUGCAGCUCUUCUGUCCCAAAUAAACAAUGAAGUCUGCUUAGAUGAAGAACCUUUAAAAAGCAAGAAUAACGCAGACACCAGUGCAGACGACAGAAAAGCAAAAGAUGAGUUGAGAAGUUGUAAAAGUAAGAAUGUAGCUACCCAAAACCAGACAGACGAUCAUUUCAGCAACGAUAAUCCAUCGUCUCAAGAAGACAAGUGUAGAAUUAAAAAGCCUGCGGUGAGGAGAAGCAGAAAAGCUAACGUCGCAGAGAAGCAGAGUGAAACGUGCAGCGCCGAGCACGAGCGCUCUCUGGACGACGUCAGUAUGGAGGUCAACGUGGAUGAAACGUCAGUGUUGAGCUGCAGCACCAUUACUGUGUCCUUUGAAGAAUUUUUACAGAGCCAGAUGCAAAAUGAGAACGAGGUUGCAGCUGAGUCUAAGUCAGACUCCUGUGCUGCUGAAAGCUCUGAAGCGAAGUCUUGCAUGGAUGCAAGUGAUCUGGUAGCUUCGGUGUCACCAAGAACCCUUACGGUCCAAGCUGAAGUGCAUCCCAUCUCCCCUGAUCAUGAGUCAGUCAAGGGUCCUCAGUUAAAAAUGGCUUCAAUUUUCACUAGGAAUAAAAAGGAGAGCCAAUUAAAAGAUGGCAAAAAGUCCUCCUCGGAUAACGCACAGAUGAACACAGACAUUCUUCCUGACCUUAAGAGAAAAUCUAACGUCGUACUUCAGGAAGAAGAUUUGGAGCUUGCCGUGGUUGAAUCCAGCUCCACUCCUAAAUGCACCCAAGAGGAAAGGAAACAGUUUAUGAAUGCGUUCAAGCAGCCUAGUCUGGAUGGAUCUAAAGGUAAACCCAGCAAGGGCCUGAGCAAAUCGAAGCCGGCGAAAGACAAUGCCUCUGAGACAGCAGAACCUGAAAAGAGAGCCGAGGAGAGCGAUCCUGACCCGACCACGCCAGAACAGAGCACAGAGCAAAAACAGGCUAAGGGCGUCGGGAAGAAAAGAGGGAGGAAGCCUGUGAAGAAAGGGCAGACGGACCAAUCUGAAGAAGUACCAGUUACUCCAAAGCAAGACGAACUUCCCACAUCGACGGAGGUGGAAGAGAAGAGUGGCGCUAUUGAUGACGGUAACAAGCAAAGUGUCAAGGAGCUUAGGAGGUCUACCAGAGAUCAGACACGCAGACAGGCAGCUUCUGCGCCUGAAAGACAUCCCUCUCCUCGCAAGACGAGAAGCCGCGAGAAGGCAGAAACGUCUGCGGUGUGCCAGGAUGACGUCGCUCAAACUUCCACGCCAAAGUCUCACAGGAACAAAAAGAAUGUUUACAGGGCUGAGAUGCUCUCGCCAUUCAACAAACGAGGAAGCCCCAUCAGAAUGAGAUUCACCAGGGUGUUUCCUUCUUCUGCCACCAAAACUGGAGAUUUUGAAAUAUUAAGUCCUCUUUCAGUGCAGGAAUCAAAUUCACUGAAGAAAAGGAAACAGGCUAAAAAGUUGGUGCAGAAAGCCAAAGCACUGCAGAACAGUAAACAGAGUGCUGCAGGGGAGAAGCCCGCUGUGCGACGCUCCACGAGGAGCAAACAAUCUCUCCAAAUAAAUUACUGCGAAGAUGAGGACUCUGUUGUGUUCUUGGAAGAUGGUCUAAGCAACCCCGUACCUGCGACUCAAGAAAGCGACAACAGUCAGAAAAAACUUCGCAGUCUAAAUGACGUUUUAGGCAAAAACGUACCUUCAAGUAAGGCGUCGAAGAAUGCUCCAGCUUCUAAACUUGCCCCCAUGUUUGUGGAAAGAAAAGCUCAGAGAUCUUCAGUAAUCAUCUCUAUACUUGAUGACAGCAGCCGUGAGGGUUCAGAGAACUCUCAAGAUGACGAGCAGUUCCGGGCAAAGAGAGAGUUUCUGAAAAGUGGCCUACCUGAGUCUUUUAAAAAGCAGAUUGCUAAGGUGGCAGCUAACAUAGAGGCGUACGCUCAGUCCUGUACUUCAUUCCAGUCUGUGGUUCACGUGCAGCAGAGACCCACGGAUUGCUCUAUGUGGACUCUUCCCUGGCCUGAAAAUACUUUCUUGAGUUGCCUGAAAGAGUGUUACCAUUUACCGUCCGUCCCACUUGUCUCAUUGGAGGACAGUUCAGGCCACUUCACUGUUCCUGCUCAGAGAACCACCAGAGAACAGGUCUCUGGGAGGCGAGAAAAUUUUACGGAGCCUGUUAGAGAGCGGUUGUUAGAAGAAAUUAGCGCAUCCAAUCCCUCUUUCCCUGUCCAGAGAUUUUUUACUCGAUUCCUACAGAGACACAAAGAAUAUUUACAGGCUGCUGUUGCAGAACCUGAGUGUGGGUCUAAAACAGCUCCACCCGUGGGCUUGACUGAGUCCAUUGGAGGAAAGCGUAAGCGUGUCGAUGAGGGAGAGAGAGCAGGAAAGCUAGCCAAGAAACAGAAGACUGUCCAUAAGGAGGAGGAGACCAUCAUUAUUUUGGACAGCCCAGAUUCUGCCAGCGGGGGAACACCGGAGGUCGCUGACUCCGUGACUCGCAGCUCAGGCCAGAGGAGGCGAUCACUGAGAAACAAGAAGGGAACAGAGGAUGAGCCCAAACCCACAGAGAACAAGAAGCAGUGUGAAUCUAUUAUUAUACUUGACUCUCCACCUUCAGAAACAUGUGCCAACGAUUGUGUUACUGAGGAUGUGCCCUGGACUGAGAAAUACCAGCCACAGCAUUCUAGUGACGUCAUUGGAAACACAGCUUCUGUUAGGAAGUUGCACAGUUGGUUGAAGGAAUGGAAACUCAGGACUGACCGUGAAGAGAGAAGAAAGCAGCAGGAGAAAAAGCAAGAGGACGAUAGUAAUGAAUCCUGGUUAGGAGGUGACAGUAGCGAGGGGCUGGAGGAUGCAGAGGACGUGCUUUGUAACACACUACUCAUCACAGGCCCCACUGGAGUUGGCAAAACUGCCGCCGUAUAUGCCUGCGCUCAGGAGCUCGGCUUUAAGGUGUUUGAGGUAAAUUGUUCGUCUCAGCGUAGUGGCCGUCAGAUCUUGUCUCAGUUGAAGGAGGCCACUCAGUCUCAUCAAGUGGACAUCCAAGGGGUCAAUGCCCAUAAGCCCACUUUCUUCAACAGUUACAGCAGCAGUAGUCUUUCAGCCAAACCUGCCUCUUCACCUAGGAAGGUGAACUCUCCUAGACGAGUUGUUUCAUCACCCAGGAAACCACCGCAGUCCCCACGAGGUGCUACAUCGAGGAAAGGAAGCUUGGCACCAAAAUCACUGGCCAGUUUCUUCAAAAUGGGUGGAAGGCCUACAGGCAAAGAUGACGUUAAUCAAGAUAAAAAGGCACAAACAAGUUGUCCCAAGACAUCUGGCAAAGCCACUCAAGCUGAGUGUAAGACCCAAGAGACUAAAGCCUCUUCUGAAGAGCAAAGCAAGAGAACCGCCACCUCUCUCAUCUUGUUUGAAGAAGUUGACGUCAUAUUUGAUGACGAUUCUGGAUUCCUGGCUGCAGUUAAAACCUUUAUGAUGACCACCAAAAGACCCGUCAUCCUAACAACCAGUGAUCCUGCAUUCAGUGCAGUGUUCGAUGGCAACUUGGAUGAAAUCCAUUUCAAGCCUCCUUCGUUGGCGGAUGUGGCAAGUUACCUGCAGCUGCUGUGUCUGGUGGAAAACGUGAGGACGGACACGGAGGACUUGUCAUGUUUGCUGCAUUGGAACAGAUGUGAUAUUCGGCAGAGCCUCCUGCACCUGCAGUUCUGGACCCGCAGUGGAGGAGGACGCCAGGUGCCACGUCCCAUCUUACAGCCAGGAUCGUCUGAAUGUGAGAUCAAGAACGAGGCUGCUAAAGUGGAAGGUGCUGCUGUUGGUGCUACGCUACCUCUAGCCAGUGUACCACCCUGUCAUGUUGGAUGCACAGAGUUGUUGUUGGGCUUUCUAAACACUCAGCAAGAAAAAGGAGUGGAGGAUUUGUUAAAGGGUGACCCUUCAGCUGUGGACAGGAUGAGAUGCUUGGAUCUUCUCUCAGAAGCUGAAAGGAGAGGUGUGAAUUUGCUUUACUCAAACCUGGAAGUGCUGCUGCCUCUGCCCAUUUGUCCGUUGCCAGACCUCAUUAACAGACAACGACUGUCAUCGAACGCAGAGCCACAGCCUGGGCUCUUGGCUAGAGACGGGAACGUAGUAGAGCAGGAAGAGCAUUCUGAUGACACAAGCCCUCUCAAAGUGUCCUCUAGAAUGAGGCGGAAAAAGCAGCUGUGCAUAGACAAUCAAAGUGCUCUUCAGUCAGACUCCGAAUCAGAGGAUGGCUUUCUGUCCCUGCCUAAGCCCAGUUCUGACCCAAAACCAGCAGCUCAGGAUCCACCAGCAUCCAAAGCUGUGAGGAUGAGAGUUGAGUUGUCUGAAGCUGAGAGGAAAAAGAGUUGGUGUGUGUCACAGUGUCUGAGCUCCGUUGCUGAGUAUUUGGACCACAUGUCAUUCCUGGACUCAUCUCUGCGCUACGAGCCUCCUCAUGCAGAGGCAGCGUGCAGACCGCAGGACUUCAACGGCGCAGGAGCGGAGGUCAAGUGUGGAAUGACUGAUGAUGCUCGUCUGGAGUGUGGAGGUCAUAUGAGUGGGUUUUACCCUGAAGAAAUCCAAGCUGUUUUAGGGAGCCUGAGCUUUUAUAAGUGUAAGGCUAGGAUCUCUGAAGCCUGGAAUAAAGUCCAGGAGUUGGAAGAGCCGAUGAGGACGGAGACUGUGGAAGAGCUCACCCUUCCUGUAGCCUCACACAGGCUGAGAUUCAGCCUCUUCCACAGCAAACUACUUGAAUCCAGGGUGAUGGAUAUGAGGAAGGAGGUGAUGAACACGGUUCUCUCCAGCCGAACAUUCAGCACGCAGGGGAACAGAGUGGCAGCGGCCGUGGACUACCUGCCCUCUCUGCGCACCAUAUGUAGAUCAGAAAGACUGAAGGAGCAGGGCAAAGUCAAACGCAGGUUCAUGCACUACCUUGAAGGCAUUCAUCUUGAUCUAUCUAAAAGCACUCUUCAGCACCUGGCCUCAGACUUUCCUUGAAUCGUUUGAUCGUGCCUGUUCGUGGCAGCUGGUUAAUAUGCAUUUGUACAGUAAUAUUAUAUAACCCUAAUAGCAAGUGAGGUUUUAUGUUGGGGGAUUUUCUAUUUGAUUUUCUUGUGUUUUUUUUUUUUUUAAUCUGACUCGGUGUGGAGAGUCUAAUGUUUUGUACUUUUAUCAUGUAGUAUGUUUUAUCCAGUAAUAAAUUUGUACUUACAACUUGUCAGAAAACAUGUUUAUACUGAAAAAUGUGUAUAACACUGAAAAUUGUUCUUAGAGACCUCUCAUGGCUACUCUGGUAGUUCAGCGCCUUUUUCACUAAUUUCAGGGUUUUAUAUCGGGCACUAAAAUUCAAAUAGCUUUUUCUCAAUUGUUUUCUAUACAAUUUAACAUCCCGUGAUUAGUAUUAAUAUUUACACAUACGACUUUAUUUAAUGUCUCAAUGAAAUGAAACAAUAAAUGUGCAUAUUUUUACAACCAA
Pangasianodon hypophthalmus (striped catfish) is the source of this 6382-nucleotide messenger RNA. It is a transcript of the gene atad5a, whose product is annotated as ATPase family AAA domain containing 5a. Gene Ontology annotation, cellular component: nucleus. The transcript is spliced from 23 exons. Gene Ontology annotation, molecular function: ATP binding; DNA binding; ATP hydrolysis activity. The record is from RefSeq and is a predicted model, not a curated record. The coding region runs from base 448 to 5904 and encodes 1818 amino acids. NCBI's taxonomy places the organism in Eukaryota, Metazoa, Chordata, Actinopteri, Siluriformes, Pangasiidae.